CUGGGACGGAGGAACGUGGGUGUAAAUAGACAGUGAACGCUGUUGCUCUCUCUCCCUUUUCUCUCUCUUUUCUCCCUCCCUCCCCCUUCCUCCUUCCCUCUCUUUCUGUCUCUCUUUUAUGAAAUCAAUGAACGAGUUAUUGGGGAGGACAUAAAUAUAAGGAAUCAAAGCCUCCAUCGGGACCAGCGCCUUUAUAUUUUUUAUAUGUGUCUUUGCCAAACGCUACAUGUGUUUUCCAAUCAGUGUAAAUACUGGCUCUGAUAGGACGAGAGAGGAGCYUCUCUGGCACGGCUUGGUGGUCUCGGAGCCCAAUUUUCAUCCUUUUUUUCUUUUCUUUUCUUGUUCCUUUCCCCUUCUUCCAAAACGGUUCUCCAUCAUCUGCUGCCGCCGUCUCCAUCCCAACUCAGUGGCAGGCAGCUGCGACGAAAGAUGGCAACUUUAACCAACGGGCAGGRGGACGGCACCGUGCACGGUGUCGGUGUCGUGUCCGUUAGCACGAACGGGCUCGUGAACGGAUUAAGCCACGGCAGCCCGGUGGGAUGUCCGGCCACCAUACCCAUGAAGGACCACGAUGCCAUCAAGCUCUUCAUCGGCCAGAUCCCGCGCAACCUGGACGAGAAGGACCUCCGGCCCCUGUUCGAGGAGUUCGGCAAGAUCUACGAGCUCACCGUGCUCAAAGACCGCUUCACGGGCAUGCACAAAGGCUGUGCCUUCCUCACCUACUGUGCCAGAGAGUCAGCCCUGAAAGCCCAGAAUGCAUUGCAUGAGCAGAAGACCCUGCCAGGCAUGAAUAGACCGAUCCAGGUGAAGCCAGCAGACAGUGAGAGUCGAGGAGAAGACAGAAAGCUCUUUGUGGGCAUGCUCAACAAGCAGCAGUCAGAAGACGACGUGCGGCGCCUUUUUGAGUCCUUUGGCAGCAUCGAGGAAUGCACCAUCCUCAGAGGGCCCGACGGGAACAGCAAAGGCUGCGCGUUUGUAAAAUACUCCUCUCAUGCUGAAGCUCAGGCAGCCAUCAGUGCACUACACGGCAGCCAGACAAUGCCUGGUGCCUCGUCCAGUCUGGUGGUAAAGUUCGCUGACACGGAUAAGGAGCGCACCAUCCGCCGCAUGCAGCAGAUGGCUGGUCAGAUGGGCAUCUUCAACCCUAUGGCCCUGCAGUUUGGAGCCUACGGGGCCUAYGCUCAGGUGCAGCAGCAGGCAGCGCUGAUGGCGUCCGUGGGCCAAGGAGGCUACCUCAGUCCCAUGGCAGCUUUCGCUGCAGCCCAGAUGCAGCACAUGGCCACCAUCAAUGGCCUCCCAGGAGCGCCACUGACCCCCAC
Austrofundulus limnaeus is the source of this 1319-nucleotide messenger RNA. Its product is annotated as CUGBP Elav-like family member 4. The record is from RefSeq and is a predicted model, not a curated record. Gene Ontology annotation, molecular function: RNA binding. Lineage: Eukaryota; Metazoa; Chordata; Actinopteri; Cyprinodontiformes; Rivulidae.